AUGGUCUCGGAAACCACCCCUCUUCAGAGACCCGAUGGCUACGAGGACGAGGAUUUCAGUCCAUUUGAGCGGCUUAUGAUCCGCAUCGGAUCCUCCAGACGGCUGCUCUGGGGGCUCGGACUGAUAAUUGGACUGCCAAUUGUAUACUUUAUGAUGGUCUUCUUGCCUAGUCUAGCACCCCCGUCCGCAGACGUCCCGGACUUGAUCAAAGUUGGAAAACUGCCCGUUUAUCUACACCCCUUGAUACCUCCAGAGAAUCGUGAAAUGGCGGAUCAUGAGAAAUUUAAUGACAACUUCAACGACCCCGAGUCGCCUAUUACAAACGUGCCCAGUUUCGAGAAAUGGGGCCUGCUGGACAAGGAUUCCAAAUUAUUCAGGAGACAUUUUCGGAAGCUGCAGGCUGCAGCUUCCCAAAGGCCCGCUAAACGACUCAUUCUCAUUGGAGACGUUCACGGCUCGCUGAUCGAGCUGCAGAAACUCUUGAAACACGUUAAAUAUGACGGCGGACGCCACGAUCACGUUCUCUUGCUAGGCGAUUUCCUGGCCAAAGGCAAGAACUCGCUCGGGGUGCUGGAAUACGCCAUCCAGAACCGCAUCGACUGCAUUUUGGGCAACCAUGAAUGGGAGAUUCUGAAACGGUAUGUGCAGUACCACGGACUGCCGAGCGUCGGCUUUAACGAGUCGAAAAACGAGUUUAGAGCAGCAGAACAGUACGACUUGGACGAGCAGAUGCGGAUUGCAAAACGGCUCAUGCCUGAACACAUUGAGUAUAUUUCCAAGUGUCCGCUAAUUAAAGAGUUGGGCCCUGUUCCGAGAACGACGAACAAAAAAGGGACGAAAUAUGCCUUCAAGCCGGCAACCGGAGUAGCCGUCCACGGCGGACUGGUCUGGAACAUCGAAACCCUGCAAGAACAGGAUCCAGAGGCAGUUCUGACUAUUCGCGAUCUGCUGCCUCCAGACUAUAUCAUUCCGACUGAAAACCGUCACGAGGUGGUCAACGGAGAGAAAUCCAAGCCAUGGACACGAUUCUGGACACGGCGCCAGCAUGAGGUGGCUGCAAACGCGAGCGAGGACGCGUUGACUGCCGGGACAAAAGUGUACUACGGGCACGAUGCCAAAAGAGGCGUGCGUUUCCGUGAGUUUAGCACGGGGCUGGACUCUGGCUCAGCGCGGAAAUAAUCUGGAGCGAGGUGGUGAGUACGGAGAACGAAGAACGCAUAGUUUACAGAAAUCUGUUCACCCAGGUCAACUGCUAAGGCCAAUUAAUGGACUAUAGUUCGAUAUCGUACUUAUCAACCAGCUGGACAAGCGCGGCCAAUACGUCCUUCUGGCUGGCAGAGUCGUACACUUUGAGAAACGGUCGAAUCAUGGCAGCCGUCGGCUUGAUUGAAUGUUGGAGCGUGACGCCGUGAAGAUGCACGAAAUUGGACACCAGAUAAUCCAGAAUGAUGGUCUGGGUUUCAGAAAGAGUGUCGUGCGUUUCGAGCGUCGGGUUGAUUUCAUACACAUGGCACGUUUGAACGAGGAUGAAGAGGGCGAGCUUGAUUUCGCCGGCCUUGAUGAGAGCGCCUAUAAACGAUUCUAUAAGCUGUGAGUCAAGGUUGAGUCGUAAGUCGUGAAUCGUGAAAAAUAUGGUGUUGAGCACGCAAUUGAGGUCACCUUUGCUGCCGUAGUGCUCCAGAAGAUGGACCACCGUGGUUCUGUCGGGUAGGAUGUUUGCUCUGUUCAUUCUUGUCAGAAGGGUUUGUGGGUCCACGAUUGGGAGCAGCAAAUUAAAAUGCGAAACAUGUAAUUUAUAUGGGUAGAGAGAAAGGAAGUCGAGGACGUUAUUAGCGUCAGAACAGGCCAACUUGAGUCUUAUCCAGUUGUGCGUUUCAAUUUCUGUGAGUGGGAUGCGGCUGGUCACCAUUUCCGAGUAGAACAAACGGAUCCAGUGUCGUGUUUCUGGAACCAGUUCCGUGAUGUCUUGGGCCACAGUCUGAUUAAUAACCGCAGCGAGCAGCUCAAAAUCUUCCCGGCCGAUGUGGCUGUAUUUUGGCCGAGGAAGAGACUCGUACCAAUUUUGGAUCGCUUCGAUGGGGCCAUGUUUUCCUUGUAUGUUGCCGGGCAAAGCGUGCGUGCUGCUCUCUUUCAACAGAGUUGCUCUGUCUGCCGUGAUUCGUGCAUGGUUGGUGAUCUGGUUCAGCAUCAGGGUAUGCUCGCUAAAACGCUGCAAUUGCGAGUCGUCAAGGUUCAGCUUUUUGUACCUGCGCAGAGCGUUUCCAUAUUCAUAUAUUUCUUGCUGGUAGAAGCUGGCUCUAUUGGGCUUUAUAUUCCGGAAAUAUGCGUCGUCAAAGUGCUGGAAGUAGUCGUGCAGCUGCUUCACUCGGAUCUUGUUCUGCGGCUGCGUGUGCGGCCUAAGUAGUUUGUCCAGCCAUGUAGGGGCUCUCUCUGCAGCGGGCUCAGAUCUGGCGAUCCAGUCGGGUUUCUGCAACGGUCGCAAGUUUUGGGACCAGUACUGUUUGGCCUCGGCGGUGAAAUCGUCCCAGUCACCAUCGAAGCCAUCGAAGUCGGCGUCUCGAAAAGCAUUCUUGGCGUGAUAGUCGUUAUAGGACCGUCGCGCAGAACGUUGUUUGCGCAACAGCGUCUGUU
Molecule: messenger RNA, 2631 nt
Organism: Ogataea polymorpha
Lineage: Eukaryota; Fungi; Ascomycota; Pichiomycetes; Pichiales; Pichiaceae
Exons: 2
Coding region: 1-1179 (392 amino acids)
Biological process (GO): polyphosphate catabolic process
Cellular component (GO): cytoplasm
Molecular function (GO): endopolyphosphatase activity; phosphatase activity
Source: RefSeq, a predicted model, not a curated record